AUGGGUACUCUUCCUACAUGGCUGUCUGCCCUGCUGCUACUGCUAUGGACUGCAGCUGCUCAAUCCCCAGCUAUCGAUGUCGCUGGCAUUGCAGCAGAUCCCACCCCUCAUGGCCCAACCAUGUCAGGAACCCCAGCUGAUUGCAACCGAUGGUUCACUAUCAAAAAGGGUGAUACCUGCUAUGAUUUGGAAAAGGCGUUUGGACUCACUCCUCAGCAAUUCCAGCAGUGGAACCCUGCAGUCUCCCGUGAUUGUCUGGUCAACUUCUGGCCGGGCUACGCAUACUGUGUGGGCGUUGGACCAGUAGCGAUUCCAACAUCUGCAGACACUGCUCCUCCUGCUCCGACCAUGACUGGUAUCGCGGCAAAUUGCAACCGUUGGUACACUGCUCAGAAAGGAGACAAUUGCUACGCAGUGGAGAAAGCAUUCGGGCUCACUCCGCAGCAAUUCCAGCAAUGGAAUCCCGCCGUCUCCCAUGAUUGCCUGGUCAACUUUUGGCCGGGUUACGCAUACUGCGUGGGAGUUGGACCGGUAGCAAUUCCGACAUCUGCAGACACUGCUCCUCAUGCCCCAACCAUGACUGGCAUUGCAGCAAAUUGCAACCGGUGGUACACUGCCCAAAAAGGAGAUUACUGUUAUGCAGUAGAGAAAGCAUUCGGGCUUACUCCGCAGCAGUUUCAGCAGUGGAAUCCCGCUGUCUCGUUGGACUGUCUGGUCAACUUCUGGCCCGGAUAUGCUUAUUGCGUGGGUGUUGGGCCGGCCGCAAAUGGUCCUCAUGGUCCUACUAUGCCAGGGAUUGCCCCAAAUUGCCUUCAGUUUUAUACUGCCAAGAAGGGUGAUACUUGCUACGCAGUCGAGAAGGCUUUUGGCAUCACCCCCCAGCAAUUCCAGCAGUGGAAUCCGGCUGUCUCUCAGGACUGCUUGGUCAAUUUCUGGGCAGAUUAUGCGUACUGCGUGGGCGUUGGGCCGGUUGCCCCGACUUCGACUUCGACUGUGACAGCGACAGCGACUUCGGCUUCGACGACAACGAGUUCAACCACUUUGACUACGUCCACUACUUCGACAACUGUCCUUCCUACGUCUACUAUCUCAACUACUUGGACUACUGGUACGUCGACCACUUCGACAACUUUCCUUCCCACAUCUACUACCGCGAGUACGUGGACUACCGGCACGUCGACCACUUCGACUAGUUUGUCCCCUACGACUGUUUUCACCACAUUCACCACCACGCUCACUUUGACCACAACCUUGACUUCGAAUGGUCAGACUACGGUAAUAGUUACUACCACUGUGACUACAACUGUUAGCCCGUCUACAACUCUUGGUACUUCAACUACAUUGACAACGGCCCUGCCCCCAUCGGGCACGUCUAGUACCACUACUUCGACUUCGAGUGUUCCCACUACUUCUACCUCAAGUGCUUCGACCACGUUGACCACUUCAACCACCUUGAGCACGCCCAAACCUUCUACCACUUCCAACCCACCCACGUCAACUCCAAGUACAUCCCGCACUUCAACUACGUUGACCAGUCAAAGUACUCCUGUCACUCCCACCACUCCCAGAACUUCAACCUCUACAAUCCCCCGUUCGCCCUCUAUCACACCUACUCCUAGCUCACGCCCACCAAUUAGCCCCUUCCCCAGCACAAUGGUCACGACCAACGUGACCUACUCAACCCGCAACCCCAUCACCUCAUACAACCAGACCAUAACUCCCAUUGACACCGCAUGGCCUCCGACCAAGACCCAUCCUGGCCAGCCCAAAGACUGUGACAAAUGGUAUUUAGUUGCGCCAGGAGACACCUGCAGGUCAAUUUACCAGCGCCACGGCAACAGCAUUACCAUGGACGAGCUACUGGAAUGGAACCCCGACCUUAAAGCAGACUGCGACUACCCCAUCGCCGGCUACUGGGUGUGCGUGGGUAUCAAACGCCCCGCCCUAACCAUAAUCUAUCCCACCACCAACGACACAGUCCCCGAUCCCACUCCCUGGACGCCGCGUCCCACUCCAACGGAGACAUCCGUCUACCCACCCACCAAAACCCAACCCGGUCUCGCCCCAAGCUGCUCUGCCUUUUACGAAGCUCAGCCUUCCGACACCUGCGACCAAAUCCUCGCCAGCAACCCCAUGCUGAAAUUCCCUCUUCUGUUGGAAUGGAACCCAGCCCUGAAAGCAGACUGCUCCGGUAUCCUACCAGGCUACUCCUACUGCAUCGCAGCCUACAACGACACCAACCGCCCCUCCCCGCCCACCGUCACUACUCAGCCCUAUCCGCUAAAGCCAGGCACAGCCAAGAACUGCACGGCCUGGUACAAGAAGGAUGAUGGUGAUACGUGCGACUUGAUCGUGGAGAUGUUCGGCACGUUCGAUAAGGCUCAGUUCGUGGCGUGGAAUCCUGAUAUCGGUGUUCAUUGCUAUGGUUUGGAGAACGGCUAUUACUACUGCGUCGCCGACCCCAGCACUCCCAAGACCCGAACAAGGCCCGUAAUUACUGCCAUGAGCUUCCCCACGGCCCGUCCGCGUCGUCAACCGGGAGUUACUAAGGACUGUAUUAAAUGGUGGCUUGUGUCGAUUCACGACGACUGCUACGACAUCAUGCACUUCAACGGCAUCACUAUGGCAGAUCUGUAUACAUGGAAUCCGGCUCUCUCGGGGAAGAGAAACUGUCUCGAGGGGUUGGUUCCUGAUACGGAGGUUUGUGUGGGAGUUUCGUCGUCGUCGUCUACUACUGAUACUGCUGCUCCGUCGAGUACAGCUCCUGGUGCUUCUUUUAGCACUGGGUUGGUUACAGUUAUUGGGGGAAGAGAUUAA
Messenger RNA from Aspergillus tubingensis, 2817 nucleotides. Its product is annotated as lysM domain-containing protein. NCBI's taxonomy places the organism in Eukaryota, Fungi, Ascomycota, Eurotiomycetes, Eurotiales, Aspergillaceae. The transcript has 5 exons. The record is from RefSeq and is a predicted model, not a curated record. The coding region runs from base 1 to 2817 and encodes 938 amino acids.